Paramisgurnus dabryanus is the source of this 1476-nucleotide messenger RNA. The record is from RefSeq and is a predicted model, not a curated record. Lineage: Eukaryota; Metazoa; Chordata; Actinopteri; Cypriniformes; Cobitidae.
AUGGCAGGUGACCUUCCACUUCCGGCAAGAUCGCAAAGUGUUCAUUCGAUAGACACUUUACUAUCAUGUGAUCCCGGGAGAGGAGUUAUCCAUAGAAGAAGAAAAAGAAAGAAGACUAAGACUAAGAAGAAGUCAAAGACGAAGACUAGGACUAGGACUAAGACUAAGACUAAGAAGACAAAAAAAGACGAAGAAGACGACGAAGAAUAUGAUGAAGACGAAAAAGAUGAAGACAAAGAAGAAGAAGAUGAAGAAGAUGACGAAGAAGAUGAAGAACAUGAAGACAAAGAAGAUGAAGAAAAAGAAGACGAAGAAGAAUAUGACAAAGAAGAUGACAAAGACGACGACGAAGAAGACGACGACGAAGACGACGAAGACGACGACGAUGAAGAAGAUGACGAAGAAGAUGAAGAAGACGAUGAAAAAUUUGAGGAAGACGAAGAAGAUGAAGACGAAGACGAAGAUGAUGAUGAAGAAGAAGAAGAAGAUGAUGAUGAUGAAGACGAAGAAGAUGAAGACGAAGAAAAUGACAAAGACGUGGAAGAAGACGAAGAAGAUGAAGACGAAGAAGAUGAAGACGAAGAUGAAGAAGACGAAGAAGACGAAGAAGAAGAUGACGAAGAAGAAGAUGAUGAAGAAGAUGAAGAACAUGAAGACAAAGAAAAUGAAGACAAAGAAGACGAAGACAAAGAAGACGAAGAAAAAGAAGACGACGAAGAAUAUGACAAAGAAGAUGACAAUGACAAAGACAACGACGAAGACGAAGAAGACGACGAAGACGACGACGAAGACGACCACGAAGAUGAAGAAGACGAUAAAAAAUAUGACGAAGAUGAAGAAGAUGAAGACGAAAAAGAAGAAGAUGAUGAUGAAGAAGAAGAUGAUGAUGAAGACGAAGAAGAUGAAGACGAAGAAAAUGACAAAGACGUGGAAGAAGACGAAGAAGAUGAAGACGAAGAAGACGAAGAAGACGAAGAAGAAGAUGACGAAGAAGAAGAUGAUGAAGAAGAUGAAGAACAUGAAGACAAAGAAGAUGAAGACAAAGAAGACGAAGACAAAGAAGACGAAGAAAAAGAAGACGACAAAGAAUAUGACAAAGAAGAUGACAAUGACAAAGACAACGACGAAGAAGACGACGAAGACGAAGAAGACGACGAAGACGACGACGAAGACGACCACGAAGAUGAAGAAGACGAUAAAAAAUAUGACGAAGAUGAAGAAGAUGAAGACGAAAAAGAAGAAGAUGAUGAUGAAGAAGAAGAAGAAGAUGAUGAUGAAGACGAAGAAGAUGAAGACGAAGAAAAUGACAAAGACGUGGAAGAAGACGAAGAAGAUAAAGACGAAGAAGAUAAAGACAAAGAAGAAGACGAAGACGAAGAUGACGAAGACAAAGAAGAAGAAGAAGCAGCGUUGUUUUAUUCUAAAAUGUCAGAAAGCGGUAACGCAGAUUUAUUCAAAUGCAAAUACAUAUAUUAA